Molecule: messenger RNA, 2201 nt
Organism: Taeniopygia guttata (zebra finch)
Lineage: Eukaryota; Metazoa; Chordata; Aves; Passeriformes; Estrildidae
Source: RefSeq, a predicted model, not a curated record
UCGGGUCGUUGUCCGGGCCUUGGAUGGGGUUUCUGCGGCCUUGCUGAGGGUGGAACGCGCGGGGCGGCCUUAGGGGUGCUCUGGUGGAGGUUUUAGCCCAGCCGGUGCUUAUUUUCCUCUCAGAGCUGCUGUGAGGAAUGUCCCAGCGGAAGCGCAGCAAAGGGCUCGGCUGCUCUCAGCUGCUCGACGGGGAGGAUGAUUCCAUCCCGACGCAGGUGGAGCGGCGCUCCCAGGAGCAGCUGAACCAGAAGGUGAGUGAGCUGGUGCAGUUCCUGCUCGUCAAGGACCAGAAGAAGAUUCCUAUCAAGAGGGCAGACAUCCUGAAGAACAUAAUCCGGGAAUACAGGGAUGCCUACUCGGAAAUCAUCAGGAGGGCGGACAGGACCCUGCAGGAGGUUUUUGGGCUGCAGCUGGUGGAGAUCGACGCCAAACGCCACAUCUACAUCCUCAUCAAUAACCUGCCCUGUGCCGAGGGCGAGCAGCUGUGCAGGGACAAGGAGAAGGAGAAGAUGGGUCUCCUCUUAGUCAUCCUCAGCUUCAUCUUCAUGAAGGGCAACUCGGUCAAAGACAGUGCUCUGUGGGAGUUCCUGCACUUGCUCCGUGUCUACCCCGGGAAGCAGCACAGCGUCUUCGGGGACGUCCGCAAGCUGGUGGCGGAGGAGUUUGUGCGGCAGAAAGCAACACCCGCAGCCCCGCGCCCCGUGGCUCCAGGGGUCCCUCACGGGGUCAGGGCAACGCUGGACAGCCCCCAAAACAACCCCUGUGCACCCCAAAACCUGCGGGGAGGGGUCACCACCAGCCCUGUGCAGGUACCUGGAGACCACGGCCAUCCCCCUGACGGACCCCCCCGAAUUCAAGUACCAGUGGGGGCCGCGGGCAGAGAAGGAAACCUCCAAGAAGGACGUGCUGAACUUCGUGGCCAAGGGCACGCCCAGCGCCUCGGCCGUCUCGAUGGUUCUCCUCAUGUGGCUGGUCCACACCUUCAGCUCGCCGAUGUCCUGGCUGCCGAUGAACCGGGCCAGCGCCUGCGCGUACUGGGACAGGGGAUGGUGGCGCUGGUGACCGGCGGCGGCUCCGGGCUGGGCCGGGCCACGGUGGAGCGGCUGGUGGAGCGCGGGGCGCGGGCGGUGCUGCUGGACCUGCCCCGGUCCGGCGGGGCGCAGCUGGCCCGGGAGCUCGGGGAGAGCUGCGCCUUCGCCGCCGCCGACGUGACAUCCCCCGAGGAGGUGGGGGCGGCGCUGGCCCUGACCCGGGAGAAAUUCGGGCGCCUGGACCUGGUGGUGAACUGCGCCGGCGUCGGCAUCGCCGUCAAGACCUACAACGGCAAAAAGGACAAAGUGCACGAGCUGGAGGACUUCCAGAGGGUCAUCAACGUGAACCUGGUGGGCACCUUCAACGUGAUCCGCCUGAGCGCGCAGCUCAUGAGCCGCAACGCGCCCGACGCCGACGGCCACCGCGGCCUCCUGGUCAACACCGCCAGCGUGGCCGCCUUCGAGGGGCAGGUGGGCCAAGCCGCCUACUCGGCCUCCAAGGGCGGCAUCGUGGGCAUGACGCUGCCCAUCGCCCGCGACCUGGCGCCGCUGGGCAUCCGCGUGGUCACCAUCGCGCCAGGUCUGUUCUCCACGCCGCUGCUGGCCGCGCUGCCCGAGAAGGUGCGGAAGUUUUUGGGGCAGCAGGUGCCGUUCCCCUCGCGCCUGGGGGAUCCCGCUGAGUACGCCCACCUGGUGCAGGCCCUGGCGGAGAACCCCAUGAUCAACGGGGAGGUGGUGAGGCUGGACGGGGCCCUGCGAAUGCAGCCCUGAGAGCCGAGGGGACCCACCCGGGGAGCGGUCACGGGUGGGGGGGCACGGAGCGGGGACGGCCGGACGCUCUCCAGGGACGCUGCAAGAGGGGAACGCUGCGGGAACAAGGACUGGGGGACACUGUAGGAGUGGGGACACUCCCUCCUGAGUGGGUACAACCCUCCUGAGUGGACACGACCCCUCCUGAGUGGACACGACCCCCACCGCCAGUGGGGCCACGCCGGGAUUUGGGGACAAAUCGCCAGGACCGUGGCCAUGAGGCCGCUCAGGAAGUUGGGAAACGCCACGAAGGGCACCGAGCUCAGGUGUGGGGGGUUCAUGCCGAGCCCCCCCCGCGCGUGGGGACCCCCCCCGCCCCUCCCCCACGGCAAUAAAGCGUGUUCGCCCACGCGGCUCCGA